GUUCGCUCGCGCCGCUGCUCAGGAAUCAGGAACUUCGACGCACAACUCCAAAACGAGACCAAUGAUUCUCAUAGUUCACGGAUUUUUCAAGCUUUAAUCCAUGAAACACCUACCGUAUCGUUUCAGCUGAUUCCAUAUCAACAUCUCACCUCAUCAUGCUCUUCCUCUGUUAUUGACAUUUGACCUCUGGCAGCGAUGGCGGACCGCACUUUGGCUCCAGGUCAGAUUUACAUAGAGGUGGAGCAUGACUAUGAUUACAAAUCCAAAGAUCGUUUGAUCACGAUUAAACAGGGAGAAUGUUACCUAUUGAUAAAGAAAACCAACGAGGACUGGUGGCAGGUGCGCAAGGAUGAGAACAGUAAGCCCUUCUACGUCCCUGCACAGUACGUGCGAGAAGUACGGCGGGCUCUCAUGCCCCCUUCCAAACCCCUCCCGCACACAGUGGCCAGCGUGGGGGCCCGUGGGGGAACCAUUCGGCCUGCUGCCCUGGAGAUCCAGCGAUCAGAUGACAACAGAAAGAGCCCGUGUCCCUCGCCUUCCAUUGGGCAUUCUGCGCUACUUCCUCCCAGGGAUGACAGGGGCAGCCCAAGUAGCCCUACGGGGAUGGUCCCACAUACACAGAUAAACACAUCCCAGGGCUCGCUGCCUCGGACCAGAGCGGAGUCCCCGAGUCACAAAGCGAAUGGAGAGAAGGAUAAAAACAGAGAGUUGGAAAAGAGGGAACGAGGAGUGGAUAAAGGUGCAGUUCAGGAACAGUUGGCAGGAGAGGGUGGUGACUCAGAUAAGAAUCGGAAUGACUCUGAAUCCGGGGAAGAGCUCAGCAACAGUUCCAAUGACAACCUACAGCAGCAAGGUAGGCCUGACUCUCCUGUCUACACAAACCUGCAGGAGCUGAAGAUCUCUCAGUCCUCCACCCCUCCGCUGCCGUCAACCUCUCCGUUCCACACCAAUGGUGACUGGGAGACUCACAAAGACCAGAACGGCAGACACUUCUACUACAAUCGCAGCACGCAGGAAAGGACCUGGAAACCACCACGGGUGCGGGACAGCCUCACCAGGAAAGAGGAGAAACAGGAGACAAAUGAAGCUGAGGCUCUGUCAUCUGAGGAAAACUGUCUGAGCAGCCAAUCAGAUAGCCAGUACGGUUCGCCCCCUAUAGGCUGGUCUGAGGAAACAGAUGAGCAUGGACAUAUGUUUUAUGUGUCUGACUUUACUAAGGAGAAGUGGCUGCGAAACACGGAUGAUCGAGGCCAGCUGUAUUACUACAGUGCAGAUGGCUCCCGGUCUGAAUGGGAACUGCCUAAAGUUGGCCUCAAAUCACAGUCUAAGCACUCCCCUCUGCUGCCAGGCAGCGAAGACAACCACAAAACCCGUAGUCUUGACCGGAGAUUGCCAGAUCCUAUUCCAAUCAGUAGGUCGAGACACAGCACGUAUGCAACGGAGUGCAAUGACAAGAAGUUUAAAAAGAAGUCCACCAAGGACCGGCGAGUCCUCUCCGCAAGUCGCAAAGGCACCACUCGCUCUCACCCCUAUAGGCCACAAGACUCAUCCAAAGCAGGCUCACCUGAAUCCGACUCUUCCUGCCCCUCCUCUCCCAAACCCCCCAACUCUCCUUCGGAGAAAUGUGGCACUUUAAACAUGACUAAAAUCACAGAACAUGGCAAGAAGGUCAGGAAGAACUGGACCUCCUAUUGGACAAUUUUACGGGGUUCUUCACUGCUGUUUAAUAAGAGCCAAGGGGGCGGAAGUGGUUGGUUUGGACGAGAGCAGAAGCUGGAGUUCAGUGUGGAUCUGAAAGGAGGAUCAGUGGAUUGGGCAUCUAAGGACAAAUCCAGCAAGAAACAUGUUUUAGAGCUGAAGACUCGGCAGGGCAUGGAGCUCCUCCUGCAGUCAGAUAAUGACAACUGCAUCAACGACUGGCACAAAGCGCUGACCGAAGCCGUAAACACACACGCAUGGGAGUCUGAUGAGGCCAUUGAAGAGGACAUGCCAGAAUCACCUGACCCUGAGAAACAUGACAAAGACAAAGAGCACAGAGACUCCAAGAAAGGCAGAGCUAUGAAGAACUCCAUCAGCAUGGAUAAUUCAGACCAGAAGCUAAAGAAGACAAAGCUAAAGAAGUUCCUCACACGCCGACCCACUUUACAGGCCGUCAAGGACAAGGGCUAUAUUAAAGAUCAGGUGUUUGGGUCCAGUUUGAGCAGUCUUUGUCAAAGAGAGAAUUCCACCCUUCCUCAUUUUGUGUCACUUUGUAUCGAACACGUGGAGAACAACGGGUUAGGAGUGGAUGGUUUGUACAGAGUCAGUGGAAAUUUAGCCAUCAUACAAAAACUGCGGUUCGCAAUUAACCAUGAUGAGAAGGUGGAUUUAGGAGACAGUAAAUGGGAAGACAUUCAUGUGACCACUGGAGCCCUGAAGAUGUUUUUCCGUGAACUAGCUGAACCUCUGUUCACCUACACUUUCUUUAAUGAUUUCAUCAGCACCAUCAAAAUGGCAGAUUAUAAACAGAAAGUUCAGGCUGUCAAGGAUGUGAUGAAGCUGCUGCCACGGCCGAACCAUGACACCAUACAAGCGCUCUUUAAACACCUGAGGAAAGUAAUACAACACUCAGAUGAGAACAGAAUGACCAAUCAGAGUGUAGCAAUCGUGUUUGGCCCAACGCUCCUGCGGCCAGAGAUGGAAACGGCAAAUAUGGCAGUGCACAUGAUCUACCAGAACCAAAUUGUUGAGCUCAUUCUUAUAGAAUAUGAAACUAUAUUUGGCAGGUAGGUCACACCCACAGAGAACCUUUGACCGAACUCCGCAGGCCAGGACUGCUGAAGACCAGCAGCCCUUGGACUGCCAGUCUGAACAUGUUUUGCUGCGUUUACAUACUGUAGGACAGCACAAUUUAGAAAUAGGUCUACUCAUUUUGGCUUCAGCAAAAAAAAUCAUGUCCAAUAUCUUCAUUGGGCUAAGUGUUGGACCGUUUAUAUGGAUGUAAUACAUAUAUCCGUUCCCAUUGGACUACAUCAUUUUUGGACCGUAAUGGGAUUAAUUGCAUUCUCGUUUGGAACGACGAGGGCAUAUGGAGAUUUUCUGACUGAAAACAGCACUGAUUGAGAAUGAAGUUUGAUGCUUUUAUUCUAGAUUUCCGUUCUGUUAAUAUUACAUUUAAGUCAGAUCUUGGAACAGCACACCGAAUGACUGACACAAUGGACAUGGACAUUAUUAUAUUAUAUAAAUAAUAAUAAAUCUCCACGAUGGAUUACGUUCUGCUCAUGAAUGACCUCUGAAAUGACCACUGCUGAGAUACACUGGAGUUACUGUGUUUAACAUUCUAAGACUUGAGUUUUGGAAUACGCUUAAUCAUUUGUCAGUCUUGAGUUCCUGUUGAUAAUUCAAUAUCAAAGAAAGUUUCUGGACGUACUGCUUUGUUCAUGCUGUAUGUUAGUGUAUGUCGGGUAAAAUUCGGACUGCAUGUGCCCUCUUUCCGCUUUCUUGGAAGGAAAGGAAGUGUGGCACAUUUAACCCCCAGAGGAUACAUCCAACCUGCCUCUGGUCCUCACAUCACCCAAUCAUGCUUAAAAAACUUGUGUUAAAUAUUAGAAUACAGAGCUGUAGACAAAAAGAUCACAGUCAGCUCUGAGAAGAUUAUUUGUUCUGGUGACAGGUACUAGAAUACUUGUGGUACUCUGGUGUAUGUGUUUAUGUGUGUACUUGGUGAGUAAGAGAACAUGGAGGUAAAAUCAAAUGUAUUAAUAUAGAUCAAAAAUGUUUUCAUAAGAAUUCAGAGUUAACACAGAUGGUUAUUAAGUGGCUGUUCUUCAAAGAUUAUGCUGCACUUUGCAGUUUUGUCUAGCCAGAAUAAAUAUAAUAU
This is a messenger RNA of Triplophysa rosa, 3859 nucleotides long. It is a transcript of the gene arhgap12a, whose product is annotated as Rho GTPase activating protein 12a. Gene Ontology annotation, cellular component: cytoplasm. The transcript is spliced from 19 exons. The coding region runs from base 196 to 2769 and encodes 857 amino acids. NCBI's taxonomy places the organism in Eukaryota, Metazoa, Chordata, Actinopteri, Cypriniformes, Nemacheilidae. The record is from RefSeq and is a predicted model, not a curated record. Gene Ontology annotation, biological process: signal transduction; regulation of GTPase activity. Gene Ontology annotation, molecular function: protein binding.